AUGUCAUCAACAACUUCGAGACGUUUACAUAAACGACGACGAAAUAGUCUUGAACUUUUUCAAUACGCUAAACGUUUACAAGAAAGAUAUAUUCUUCAUCCAUUUUGGAUUGAUACAUCAAUGGGUAAAAUCAAUGAAAUAUCUCAUGUUCCUGAUGUAGAUAUUGCUGAAGCAGGUUGCUGUAAAUAUAUAUUAAUUGAAGUUCGCAAUUAUGAUACAACUUAUGGACAAUCAAAACUUGUUGUUCGUGGUGAUGCAUCUUGUGCUUAUCAUGCUGAUUUAUUGGAUAAGCUGAAAAGUCAAAUUAAUCAGAAAGAAUUAACAAUAGAAUGUAUAGGUGGUGGUCGAAUACGAGUUGAUCCAGCAACAAGAACUAUUUCAGUAUAUGGUCAAUCACAAGAAUUUGGUGAAGCUGAUCAUCAGCAAACAGUCGAAAUUCUUAAGAAAAAAUAUCCUCAAUGGACGAUAGAAGUGACAGAUGACGAAUAUUAG
Adineta steineri is the source of this 492-nucleotide messenger RNA. NCBI's taxonomy places the organism in Eukaryota, Metazoa, Rotifera, Eurotatoria, Adinetida, Adinetidae. The record is from the annotation of a GenBank genome assembly.